This is a messenger RNA of Cloeon dipterum, 1250 nucleotides long. RefSeq names its product protein yellow-like. The transcript is spliced from 5 exons. The record is from RefSeq and is a predicted model, not a curated record. NCBI's taxonomy places the organism in Eukaryota, Metazoa, Arthropoda, Insecta, Ephemeroptera, Baetidae. Bases 34 to 1089 code for a protein of 351 amino acids.
AAAACAGCAGCGGGCCAUCUCUUCUGUUUAAACAUGACUCCGUUUUACGUCGCCAUUUUCAUUCUCGGCCUUUCAUCGCGGGCCACCGCCGCUAACUUCACACAGGUCUUCGAAUGGAAAGAAUUGGACUACGAGUGGCCCUCCGAGGCCAGCAGGACAAAGGCCUUGAAGGACAACACUUACAACCCAGCGCAAAUUUAUCCUCGCUACAUGGCUGUCCACGGAACAAGAAUUUUCCUCAGCCUUGAGAAAAAUGACGGCGCCCCGGCGAGUCUGGUGUCUUUGCCGACGAGCAGCGCGUCCUCCGCACCCCCGAAGCUCACCCCUUUCCCUUCGUUGGACAUUCAUCUUAAUGAGUCGGAAAAAUGCGACAAGAUCAACCGGGCAGAAGGGCUGCAAGUGGACUCGGUUGGAAGGCUGUGGCUGCUCGAUUGGGGAAACUCCUUUUUCAAUUGCAGCGCCAAACUGUGGAUUUUCAACUUGAACAACAACGAAACCGAACUGAUUCAUCGAUUUUCCUUCACUGGCAAGAUGCACGACUUGGUGAUCGACGAAACUGCCAACGGAACCUUCGCCUACAUCGCGCGCUGGAGUGUUGUCAACAUUGUCGUGUUUAGUUUGGAGAGAAAUGAAUCUUGGAUCGUGGAAACGCCCGGAGUCGAGGUUUUGUCCAUCGCCAUGUCACCAAAGGAGGAACGGAAAAAGCUCUACAUCGGCCAGUCUUCCAAGGAAGAAUUGUAUUCGAUUAGCGUCGCCGCACUCCGCAACGGAACUCGAACUGCAAAUCCGGAAUUCAUCGGAAAAUGGACUGAAACACCAUUUAGAAUGCUGGUGGACAACCACGGGACCUUGCUUGCCGCCAGUUUGUGGGAGAAUUUCAUUUACUCUUGGAAUACUUCCCAGCCAUUUAAGGAGCAACGUUUUUAUGAGGUGGCUGAACUGGAUUAUAUUUGGCCAUUUUCUUUUGCCUUGGACCAAAACGGAACUCUUUGGUUGACAGAGUUUGACAAGGCAAAAACGCCAAGAUUCAGAAUUUUUAAGGAAUCGCAAGAAUGCUCCGGUUCGUGUCCAAAGAGUGGUACUGCCUAAGGUCGGGAGUGUCCCUUUGCAAGGUUGGAUGGAAGCGACCCACCCUGGCUGCGUCCACGGACCUGCGACCAACCCUUUGAGUGCACCUGCAACCUCGAAAACAAUUGUAGACUCGAGUAGUGAUUUUAGUUGGCAAAUUAAAUAUGUUUUUAGGGAAAUUA